UGGUGGAUCUGAUACCCAUUGAACAGCCUUUGCAAACCAUUCUUCUGAAUGUCCUUCAGCUGAUCUCAAUAUUUGUACAUCAGUUCAUUCUGUGCUUUUAUUUUAGAAUUGUCAUUGCUGACUUCCAUUUUCUUUGAUGGGCCUGGUCCAUCAUCAACUGCAUCAGCUUUUUCUUUCCUUCAACAGUGCAAGACACACGUCUAUAAACAAGUAGAUCCUCUAACCUAACACCGCAAAAUUGAAAGCUCCACAUUCAAACACUGCAGUUAAAAACAUAAAUAAAACAGAAUAAAAUAAAAUAAAAAUACCACAGAUCGUACUUUCAAAUCAUAGAAAAACCAAACCAUGAAAUCUACCAUACUACUUUAACAACCUUAAACACCAAGUAUCACUUUAAAUUCACCAGUAUGACCUCUGAAACGUUGGGUAACAUCGGCCAGUCUACACAGCGCAACAACCCAGAAGAUAGAAAUCUUUAUAAAAAGGUGAAAGUCGCUCCGUUAGUCAAUAUAUAAAUGUGAGCAGGGGCUGUAAAAUUGAACCACUCACAUACAGGAGCAUCGUGCAAAGUGUGAAUAGGCAGGAGGAGGUUUUGAUCAAUGUUGGUUUUAAGAAUACGAUUUGCUUCUUAAUUCUUUUGAAUUGUGAUUUAACAAUGACGAACGAACAAUUGCGUUCUGCGAGAGGAAAUGCAUCUGAAUGAUCAAUAAAUGAGCAUAGCAGAGCGUGAACUCUUUUCGUUUCAGAUGGUUUUUAAGUGUGGCAGUUCUGCAAGGUGCAGUGUACGCCAUGGGCGGUUUCUAUGGUGGUCUGCGUCUCAGUACGGCGGAAAGAUACGACUGCGAGACGGACCAGUGGUCUUUGAUCGCUCCCAUGAACAAAAAGCGAACCUUUGCAAGUGCUGCUGUGCUGAAUGACAAAAUAUACGUCGCUGGUGGAGAUGAUGGUAACAAUUGUAUUAAUUAUCUAAACUCGGUGGAAGUUUAUGACCCGGACACCAACCGAUGGACGUUCGUUGCACCAAUGCUUUUUGAACGUGAGGAUUUUUCUUGCGUCGCGUUCCACGGCUGUCUGUACGCCCUGGGAGGAUGCAACGAGACAUCAAGCGACCUCAGUACCGAAAAGUAUGAUCCCGCAGAAGACAAGUGGACCGAGAUCCCUGGCAUGGUCAUCCCCUCGUAUUGUAGCAAAGUAGAAGUCAUCGACGAUAAAAUCUUGCAUGCAGUCUCCUACCAUCUGUUGACGGAGUUGGUACCAGGCGGCAGAGAGGAAAUUUUAUAGAUCCCGGAUGUCGACUUGUGUCGUCAAGAACCUCCCGAAUGCAAGCGACUACGCCUACAAACGCAGAGACAAAUUAAUGAAGGAGAAACGCAAAAUAAAUGUUAGAUUGGGAGAAUCAGUAGUUUGCAGUUAAUUACAACCACGAUGAACACAUUAAUUUUAAUUGAUUUCCUUAUGAAAAUAAUGUACAAAUUUGAAUUGAUGUAGGAGCUACAAAAAAUAAAAAGAGAAAUAUUGUUUGCA
Molecule: messenger RNA, 1524 nt
Organism: Zootermopsis nevadensis
Lineage: Eukaryota; Metazoa; Arthropoda; Insecta; Blattodea; Termopsidae
Source: RefSeq, a predicted model, not a curated record